Messenger RNA from Notothenia coriiceps (black rockcod), 1652 nucleotides. Its product is annotated as nuclear factor of activated T-cells, cytoplasmic 4-like. Gene Ontology annotation, biological process: calcineurin-NFAT signaling cascade; regulation of transcription by RNA polymerase II; cytokine production. The record is from RefSeq and is a predicted model, not a curated record. Gene Ontology annotation, molecular function: transcription factor binding; RNA polymerase II cis-regulatory region sequence-specific DNA binding; DNA-binding transcription factor activity, RNA polymerase II-specific. NCBI's taxonomy places the organism in Eukaryota, Metazoa, Chordata, Actinopteri, Perciformes, Nototheniidae. The transcript has 5 exons. Gene Ontology annotation, cellular component: transcription regulator complex. The coding region runs from base 441 to 1652 and encodes 403 amino acids.
AAACUUUUUUCCUCCCCUCUCUCUCUCUGUCUUGAAGAAGAAGAAGCUACACGGGGAUUGCGAUGGAGCUAGAAUGAAAGAACCGGCUGUAACUUGGGGAUGUGAUUCGGAAAAGAUUGUGAAAUAUCUAGAGCAAAGAUUUGAUUUGGAUCGCAAGGCAUCCAAGUUGAAAAAGUUGCAAAUACGCGAGAAAGAGGCAGUCAUCAUCGUGUGGAAAAGACUUGGAAAAGUUGCUGAAGUUACACCAAAACCUUCCAGGAGGAUGGAUAGACAACUUGCACAAUGAUAAGAACAUAGGAGAAAUACAUUUUUUGGGAAUAUCUCCGGAAACGUUUUUUGUUUGGCGCACCAACGACGUAAAAGCUAUUCAGUCUAUGCGUAAAAGUCGCUGUACCGACGCAGGGAGAUAAGGUCGUAUCACUCGAUCUGUAUCCGGUCCGAUGGGGGCCGCGCCGGGCUCCGGCUGGGAAGAGGGUGAGUUCGAGUUUAAGUUGGUGUUUGAGGAGGACCAGGGGCCAUCACCGGUUCUCACAGCCGAGCCGGAGAGCUCUGUUCCCGGGGAGGAGAGUGCAGAGUGCGCCCUGCUGCACCUGGAGCCCUCCAGCAGCAGCAGUCUGGUUACAGAUAACCACCAUUCGAUCAGCAUCCCCAGCCCGCCGUCCUCGGCCAAUCAGCGGGCUGGGAUGCAUUCCCCGCCUCCACGCCGGGCCCAGAGCAGAGAGUUCAGCGGGACCUAUGAGAGCCUGCCGGCGCGCUCUGUGCAGGUUUCAGAGUCUCGCGUGGUGGAGUGUCCCAGCAUCCAGAUAACCACCAUCUCCCCUGAAGACGACCUCGCACCCUCAAUCUCCAGUUACUGGGACACAGGUGGAGGUGGUGGGGGGUGGGACAGAGAGCGCCUCUACCUCCCUCUGCUGGACCCCUUCACCUACAGAGACCGCUGCCCCGGCUCCCUCAGCCCCAGUCCGGGCUCCAGCCCCUCGUCCCGCGGCUGGCUAAGCCCCGCCUCCAGCUGCGACUCCCUGCUGGUGGAGGAGGAGGAGCUGACCGAGGCCACAAACAAUUUCGGGCUUUCGCCGUCCUCCAGGCCUACCUCUCCGGGGGGUAAAAAGCGAAGAAACUCCCCCCUGGUCUCUCCAUGUACUUCACGGAGGGGCAGCUACUCAGAGGAACUUCAGGGGUGCAACCUUGAAGGAGGGGACUCCACACCUCAGUCUCAAGCUCCACCCAACAGCUGCGAGCUCAGCAUCCCACAGAAAACCAGGAAGACGUCGUUGGAGCAGUUGUCUCCCAGGGAGUUGGAUCCGGAGCCGGCUCCAGGCCUCAGCUCCCCCUGCCCGCUGCCAGACAGCCAGCAGGUCAGGAGAGCACCCCCCCCUCUGGGCAUGGACUACCUCCCGGUGCCCCCCGCUCUCGCCUGGGGCCGGACCCGAGCCAGCGCCCAAAGCCCUCUGUUCAGGACUAACGCCUUGCCGCCACUGGACUGGCCGCUGCCGUCCCAGUUCGACCAGUACGAGCUGCGGAUCGAGGUGCAGCCGCGCCCUCACCACAGAGCGCACUAUGAGACGGAGGGGAGCCGAGGAGCCGUGAAGGCAACACCAUCAGGACAUCCUGUCGUCAAGGUGAUUCCCAAACCUGCAGAUUUAAGGCUCUGA